AUGUGGCAGUCUGCUUCUGUAAAGAUUAUGGCCUUGGAAACCCUGUGGGGCAGUUCUACUGUGUCCUGUAGGGUUGCUGUGAGUCGGAAUCCGCUCGAGGGCAGUGGGUUUGGCUUGGUAUAUAUUGGACUAAGCAUACAGCAGGAGUUUGUUCAAGGUGUUUUCUUGAACGUUUAUACGUUCAUUUUUUAAGUAAAUGUUUUCUUAAAAUUCACAAAUUAGUAACCAUGUCCUCGGGGGUGAAAAUAGAACUCCAAGAGUAGACUGAAAAAUAAAUACAUGUUUCUUUUCUGUAAAACUUUGACCGUAAUGACGAGAGAGGUUUUUUAAGUAGUCUACCCUGGUUCUCUGUAGCUCCUCUUGGCUCUUCCGAGUGGCCUCCCACAAUUUUCCUCUUGAAUGUCAUCUUUAUUGUGGAAUUUGGAGCCAGCAUUGAAAACCGUGAAUCCGAUUUCUCUUUAGCACCACUUCAUUUAGAAGAGUUCCUUAGCUGCUACAUCUGUUUGUUUCAGAAGGCUGGCUAGCUGCUAAUUUGUUGGGAAUUCACCAGAAGCUCAGGGCUCCUGGACCUUCUCCUGUUACUUGCUGUCAUUUGAUUUGCCUUGGCUGCAAAGAAUUAUGUGCUCAGAAGCCAGGACCCGAGCGGUGAAGUCAUUGCUCGGCCCUGUGUUGUGACAUCACUAUGGCUCAGAGGAAGCAAGGGUGGGGCCGGCCAAGCAGACGCCCUGAAGCAUCCCGGCUGGCUCUAACUUUGCCUGCUGUGUGAAUGGGAGUCUCCUGUCUCGAGCUGAGCUGCAACAGUCAGAACAAUCAACCAUGACGACUGAAUCCGGUUCAGACUCGGAAUCCAAGCCGGACCAAGAGGCAGAGACCCAGGAGGCCGCAGGUCCUCAGGGGCUUGCUGGGGUACAGCCACCAGGGCCGGGCCCGGAGCCCGCAGCCGAGCAGCCAGAGGCCUUGGAGCAGUUCGUGGCCGCUGCGCACAGCACCCCUGUGAGAAAGGAGGUCACUGACAAGGAACAGGAUUUUGCUACUGAAGCUGCAAAACAGCUCGAAUAUCAGCAAUUGGAAGACGAUAAACUUUCUCAGAAAUCAUCCAGCAGCAAACUCUCUCGUUCUCCAUUAAAGAUUGUGAAAAAGCCCAAAAGCAUGCAGUGCAAAGCGACACUUCUGGACGGGUCAGAGUACACCUGUGAGGUAGAGAAGCGCUCCAGAGGUCAAGUGCUGUUUGAUAAAGUGUGCGCACACCUGAACCUGCUGGAAAAGGACUACUUCGGGCUUACGUAUCGAGACGCUGAAAACCAAAAGAAUUGGCUGGACCCUUCUAAGGAAAUAAAAAAACAGAUUCGAAGUAAGUUCUGUUGGACUGUUCUCUAUGGGAAUGUGAAGAGUUGUAGAGGGCGGGGGUGCCUGCGUUUGCAGCACUGCCGGCUUUCUGAUCUGUCUCUGGCUCCUGGCAGGUACUACCUCUGCCUACAGCUGCGAGAUGACAUUGUGUCCGGGAGGCUGCCCUGCUCCUUUGUUACUCUGGCCCUGCUGGGUUCUUACACGGUACAGUCAGAGCUGGGAGACUAUGAUCCCGAGGAAUGUGGGAGCGAUUACAUCAGCGAGUUCCGCUUUGCACCCAACCACACUAAAGAACUAGAAGACAAAGUGAUCGAGCUGCACAAGAGCCACAGAGGAAUGACACCAGCAGAAGCAGAGAUGCAUUUCUUGGAAAAUGCCAAAAAACUAUCCAUGUACGGGGUCGAUUUACAUCACGCCAAGGAUUCAGAAGGAGUAGAAAUUAUGUUGGGAGUUUGCGCGAGUGGUCUGUUGAUAUAUCGUGAUCGACUUCGAAUAAACAGAUUUGCCUGGCCCAAGGUUCUAAAAAUUUCAUACAAACGGAACAACUUCUACAUUAAGAUCAGGCCGGGAGAGUUUGAACAGUUUGAAAGCACAAUUGGAUUUAAACUGCCAAACCAUCGCGCUGCCAAGCGUUUAUGGAAAGUAUGUGUUGAACACCAUACGUUUUUCAGACUGUGCAGCUUCAGCGUGCUGCCAAGGUUGUGUUUGGGGUUUGUUUGCCACGUUCCUUCUUCCCCGUCCUUCUCAGCAGUCCCUGGCCACCUCCAGAUGAAAGUGGCUUUGUCCCCCGGGCUCGGCACUGACUCAUGCCCCCUCUCCCUGCCAUCAGCACGUGGCCCCCCUGCAUCCCCCACAGCGCCCCGCAGGAGGUGGCAGGAGAAGGACCGCGAGCCCUUGGGCAGCAAGCCCCACGGAGACCCCGUGCGCCUGCACGGUGAGCCCACCCUGGGCGCCGACGGCAGAGGGAAGCCUUCCCUGGGGCCUCCGGAUGUGGCUCUCAGCUGCAAACAGCCGGCCGGCAGAGGGACCACCUUGUUCUCCUUCUCCUUGCAUCUCCCCAAGUCAUUGCCUUCUCUUCUAGAUGAGGAUGGGUACCUCUCUUUCCCCAGCCUCUCUGAGUCCAGCCUGCUCCCCCAGAGCCUGCAGCAUUACCUCCCGCUCCGCUCGCCCUCCCUGGUGCCCUGCCUCCUCUUCCUCUUCUUCUUCCUGCUCUCCGCCUCCUUCUCUGUGCCCUGUGCUCUCUCUCUCUCCUUCCCUCUGGCUCUGUGCCUCUGCUACCUGGAGCCCAGGGCGGCCUCCUUGAGCGCCUCGCUAGACAGUGACCCGAGUGACAGUUCAGAGGAAGAGACUGACAGUGAGCGGACAGAGACCGCCGCCGACGGGGAGACCACCGCCACCGAGUCGGACCAGGAGGAAGAUGCAGAGCUCAAGGCACAGGAGCUAGAUAAAACUCAGGAUGACCUGAUGAAACAUCAGACCAACAUUAGUGAGCUGAAAAGGACCUUUUUAGAAACCUCCAUGGACAGUGCCCUCACGAACGAAUGGGAGAAGAGGCUUUCCACGUCUCCGGUGAGGCUGGCCUCCAGGCAGGAGGAUGCACCCAUGAUUGAACCACUUGUGCCCGAAGAGGUGAGUACUGCGGCUUUUUGUGGGCACUGCCUUCUGUUCAGGAGCCUUGCGUCUCUACAGGGUCCGCAGCUGGGAGGAGGAUUUGGCGAGCUUCUGCGUAGAGAAUCUUCCCUUUUGUCCACGUGUAACCUGAACAAGAGACUGGAUACUCCCUCCACAGGGAGGCUUCAGAGGAAGUGGUCAGGUGGCUUAAGGGGGAGUCAUCACAAGCAGGUGGUGCUUAGCUGGAACGAGGAAGUGGGAGACUUAUCCCAACCAGAAGCCUCCAUUUUACAGUGGGGAGACACGGAGCUACUCUGCUUACUUCCGUUGGCACAGCCGUCAGCUGUGAAGACCGAAACCAUCAGUUUUGGCAGUGUUUCCCCAGGAGGUGUAAAGCUAGAAAUUUCUACCAAGGAGGUACCAGUAGUUCAUACAGAAACAAAAACCAUAACGUACGAAUCAUCACAGACCGUGAAGGGAGGCAUUUCGGAGACAAGGAUUGAGAAGCGGAUAGUCAUCACGGGGGAUGCAGACAUUGACCAUGACCAGGCGCUGGCUCAGGCGAUUAAAGAGGCCAAAGAGCAGCACCCCGACAUGUCAGUGACCAAGGUGGUGGUCCACAAAGAGACCGAGAUCACCCCCGAAGACGGAGAGGACUGACCGCAGGAGUAACUUAGCUUGCACGUGAACCCCGUCACGCAGACCAUUAGGAAAAGCAGAGCCCAUAUGGAGUUCCCUCUUCUAACCCAACUGACUUUAUCUGUGGAAAAUGUCAGUCCAGAAGAACUGCCCCUGACCCUUGAUAGAGACGCUGGCAGGGAGAUCUUCCCAUAACGAAGCAAUCUGAAUCCGCAGCACCAAACCGAUACUGCAUGAAGCCUCCAUACAGUUACGGAAGAGCAGCGUUUAAUUUCCACAGAAUGUCUCAGUUUUCAGCUGUGCCUGCACAUUCAUAACCAACAAUAGAAGCAGUGAUCUCAUGUAACACACAAACAGGCCAUGCCUUUCCUAGUUUAUUGUUAUUAAAGUAUACACAAAACCGCAGUUUCUUAGGUGACACAUCUUUUGUGUACGGAUAAAUGAAGACGACCCUAAAAUGCUAGAAGCUGUAUAGGUCUGGCGUGUCAUGUUUUAUCACAGAUUAGAUGUGCCAAUAACCGAGUUUAUUCAGUCAGCAACUUGAAUCUUCUCCUUGUUUCACCUGGUUUUAUUACUCUCACCUAUAAACGGUAACAACUCACUGAUCCUACGAAAAUAUGUAAUGCUUACAAUCUUGCUUUGUGGAUCUAAUUCAACUCAUUAUAAGGCAGUACUGAUUUCAGCAUAUUAACGUCAUUUCUUCCCUGUCAUCUGCUUUCGUCUGCGUUCAAUCCAGAAAGUUUCCCGGAGUCCCCCAACAAGCGCUCAAUAUGUAAAUUGUCAUUCUUUUGGGAAGAAAACCUGUAUUUUUGUUAGUUUACAAUACUAUGAAAUUUUACUGCAGAAAAAACCUGUUAUGUUAGGUUUUGUUGCUUUGUUUUCUUUCCUCAUUUCUCCUUCCUUGUAUUUUUUUAAUCAAUUUUUCUUCUUUUGCUUGGGAAAAAAAGUGUUUUAUUUCCAAAUCUGGUCCAUAUUUACAAUCUAGUUCAGAGCCAAGCCUUAAAUUGUACAGAAUUUCCACUGUAAUUAAACAAUGUAGCGUUUAGUUAUAAAUAGCCUUCAGAAAGAUAUAUUGUUCAUUACACGUCAACUGCAUCGCAGCCCAUGGUGAAUGUAUGUUUCUGCCUAGCAAAAUAAAAACAGUAAAUGCAUUUAAAACCCGGAUUUCCUGCGUUCAGUAGUUUCAGUGUUGAACAUGUU
Molecule: messenger RNA, 4797 nt
Organism: Trichechus manatus latirostris (Florida manatee)
Lineage: Eukaryota; Metazoa; Chordata; Mammalia; Sirenia; Trichechidae
Gene: EPB41L3
Product: erythrocyte membrane protein band 4.1 like 3
Exons: 18
Coding region: 817-3618 (933 amino acids)
Biological process (GO): cortical actin cytoskeleton organization
Cellular component (GO): cytoskeleton; plasma membrane
Molecular function (GO): structural molecule activity; actin binding
Source: RefSeq, a predicted model, not a curated record